CACACACAAUGAUGAAGAGCCUUGUUCUCUUUGUGUCAAUAGCACUCUGUGUUCCCUUAGCUUUGUCAUCAACAUUUUCUUCAGAUCUUCUCCUUCCUUCUGAUGAAGUAGUUCCUAAUGGUAAAACAUAUGCUUCAGUAGUUGACAGUGAUGGAAAUCCAGUAAAAGCAGGUGCAAAAUACUUUGUGUUACCAUCUUUAAGGGGUAGUGGAGGUGGUCUUGUUUUGUCUAGAGUUGUUGACAAAAAUGUUAAAGUUUGUCCACAAGACAUUGUCCAAGAACCUCAGGAACUUAACACUGGACGUCCUGUGGAGUUCUUUCCAGCAUACCCUAAUAAAACUGGUGAAAUUAUUAAAGUUAACAACCCCAUAAAUGUUAACUUCUUUUCACUUAGUAAGACAUCACGUUGUGCUAAUUUUACUGUAUGGAAAAUGGACAAGAAAUAUAAAUAUGUGGUAGGUAGAGGGACUCUAGGGGCGCUGAAUCGCAUAAGGAAUUGGUUCAGGAUUGUGCCAUAUGGAAAGGGCUAUAGGUUUGUAUAUUGUCCUUCACUCUGUGUUCCUUGCAAAAUUAGGUGCUUUGACUUAUUCAUUUCUUAUGAGGAACGCGAAAAUGUUCAAGUUAGACGCUUGGCUGCCUCGGACAAUGAAUUGCCAUUUUCUGUUUACUUCAAGAAGGCUGAUUAAUCAUCCUCCCUAUUAUUAAUAUUAUUAUUAUUAUUAUUAUUAUUAUUAUUAUUAUUAUUGUUGUUGUUGUAAUAUUUUCUAGCUACUAGUUGUGAUACCUAUCUAUGUAUAUCAUGACUACGUGGCAAUAAUAAAGUUAAAGUCAUCUUUUUGGA
This is a messenger RNA of Solanum lycopersicum (tomato), 841 nucleotides long. RefSeq lists its product as uncharacterized. The record is from RefSeq and is marked validated. Gene Ontology annotation, molecular function: endopeptidase inhibitor activity. Lineage: Eukaryota; Viridiplantae; Streptophyta; Magnoliopsida; Solanales; Solanaceae.